This is a messenger RNA of Trichoderma virens Gv29-8, 2103 nucleotides long. RefSeq lists its product as uncharacterized. The record is from RefSeq and is a predicted model, not a curated record. NCBI's taxonomy places the organism in Eukaryota, Fungi, Ascomycota, Sordariomycetes, Hypocreales, Hypocreaceae. The transcript has 2 exons. The coding region runs from base 1 to 2103 and encodes 700 amino acids.
AUGAAACACGCAAAUGUUCUGUUGUUCUACGCAUCACUUUUAAUAGAGUGUGCUACGGCAGCUGUAAGAUCAGAGAUUCUAUAUCAUCACCAGCGGCGAAAGUUUCAGUCCAACACCAGCAUUGAAAUUGUUCAGCAUGGCCUAUCGACGGCAGCAUCAACAGCAGCAGGGGUGACACUCUCAGAAUUGGCAGAUCCAACUACGAAGCACGAUGUACUAUCGAUAUCCGAGACAGCGUCUGUGCCAUCAACAGAUAAUACCACAAGUAGCUUGCUACCAUCUUCUGUGUCUCCUUCAACGUCCUCCCCAUCACGUAAUGUGGACAUAACUGGCACUGAAAUCGACGACCCCGGAAGAACUACUCCGCCUCCAGCGACCGAGGAUAUACGCACAAUAGAAGUUCCGACUCGAGUAUCGACAUCAACAACUGGUUCUACUACUGGUUCUUUCACUAUUUGUGGAAAUGGCGAUGCAUCGGAAUGCUCAUCAGCUGCUGCAACUACUAACGAAAAACUUACGUUUCCAACCUCUUCUUCAUCACUACCAAGCACAAGUUCAACAGAGCCAUGUACUCCACUGGCUAGUGACAAGGCCGUUACAGAAUAUUCUAUUGUUUAUACUUCAACAGUUACAUUCUAUGGCAACAGCACUGAUUACACUCCCCCUUAUUCACCAAUCACAACGCCAAAUUAUUGCUCUCCUGCUGGCGAAGCCCUGAUAACGGUUUUCAGUACCACCCGUAUAUCCAACUCAACGUCAACAUUAACUGUCAUAGCCCCUUCCUCUGCCUCUCCCUCGUACGACCUUUUUAUGUCUGACCUCCCGAUUCCGCUCCCCACGUUUUCCAUUGAUCUUCCUGAAACUAUUACACAGACGCCUGAUGCCGCUGGGAAGGGUGGAGGUGGAGUCAUCGUCACAAUGAGGCCGUUUCUUUCUUUAGUUCGGCAUGUCGUAACUUUCAUCACGACCGAUAAGAAUCCAUCCGUGGUGUUUUCACCUGAACCAACUCCCGUUUAUAGCCAAACAUGGGUUACUGGCGACAUUGGAGACGGCCAUCACAAGACUGUAGAGGCCAUAGACGAUUCGCAGAGCGAUAUUCUUACAUUUGAUACCCCGCAGAGCGUAAAGCAGCGGCCGGUUCCCACGUUUCAACUCACCGCCGGGGGAGAACAGGUCAUUAUCAAUAGCAAGACCGUGUCUAACCUGAAGCCAGGUCAGACAACUACAGUCACAGUUGGAAACGAAGUAUUCACUAUUUUCCCAACUGCAGUUGUGGGACUGGGCUCGACAAUCACGAAACCCGCACCACAAGCAUCAUCUCCUCCUAUACCGGCAGCGACAAGUGGAACUUUGGGAGGUAUUCCAGUAAUAGUUUCUGGCACGCAAGCUAUCAUCGACGGCAACACUGUGAGAAUCCCACUCCAAGAAACCACCACCAGUAUCAACGGUCAGAGAGUUGUUCUUGGAGCAGGAACUAUUGCCGUCGGUCGCGAAACUCUCAUCUUGCCGUCGCCGCAGCCCACUCACGAGAUCGUGACGGGAGGAGAGAUGCUCACGGCAAUAGGCACUUCUCUUGUGGUUCUGCACUCUACAACCAUCACAUAUGGCCUCAACAUGGCCCCCAAUCAAACAGUCAUCAACGGAGAAACCAUCUCAAUCGGCCCAAGGGGCAUAUCCCUCCACGGUACAACCAUCGGCGGGCCCUCGGCAAACGCUAAAGCCACAGAAUACGAAAUAGUUGGAGGCAUCACUGUGGGGAAAGUCCUUCCGUCUCUCGUCGUUGUCAACGGCGCGACAUAUGCCAUCAACCAAGACGGCGAUCUGAACAACUUCGAGACAACCGUCAUAGAUAACCAGACUAUCACUAUCGGUCCCAGCGGCUUGGUCGUGUCGUCGCAGACACUGACUUAUCCUGGGUCUUCCGUCACGGCGACGUUAUCUUCUUCUAAUAGAGCCUUGACACCUGAUUUUCCGGUUGAGACGGGUGGUCAUGGUAAUCGUGAGGAUGGCGAUGAGAGUGGUGCGUUUUCAUGGCGCCGAGAUGUGUCCAUUGGCAGCGUUAUGUGCUUCUUUUUCGUAAUAAGCGUUUGGAUACUUGCAUGA